AUGGUGGCCGGAGACUGCCAUAAACAUACCUUCUCCCUUCAAGUGGACUACAGAUAUGGUAAAAAGAAGAGCAUCUCAAUGUAUCUGGGAGAAUACUAUGACAUUCAUAUGUUUUUUGAUGGAACGGCAACUGCAGGAGAAAAGAGCAUUUCCAUGCCGUAUGCCUCUAAUGGAAUAUACUUGGAAAACGAGGCCGGAUAUCACAAACUGUCUAGUCACGAACAUGGGAUAAUGGUGAAGAUUGAUGUGAGCGGAAAUGUGCAAAUUGUGUUUUCGAAUGAACAUUUUAAUAGAACGUGCGGUCUUUGUGGUAACUUCAAUCAGUUUGCAGAAGAUGAUUUUUUGACUCAAGAAGGCAUUAUAGCAGAAAAGAGCUACGAAUUUGCCAAUUCUUGGGCACUACAUGGGGGUGAUAGGAGAUGCAAAAGGAUUUAUCCAACCAGUAACACCUGCAACAUUUCAUCAGAAGCAGCAGAAAAGGACUUCAUGCAGAGAUGUCAGCUGUUAAAAUCAUCUGCAGUGUUCGGGAAAUGCCAUCAUGUUGUUGACCCAGAUCCCUUCAUCGCCAUCUGUGAGAAGGACAUGUGUGAAUGUGCAGAGGAUGUGCGCUGCCCGUGCCAAGCCUUCUUGGAAUAUGCCCGAUCCUGUGUCCAGCAUGGCGUAAUUAUCCACGGCUGGCCAAAGGAAACCAGUUGUAAGCCAGAGUGCCCACAUGGGAUGGAGUAUAACGAAUGCGUGUCCCCAUGUGUUCAGACCUGCCAGAGUCUCAACAUUAAUGAAGUGUGCCAGGAGAGCUGUAUUGAUGGUUGCAGAUGCCCAGACGGGAAAGUCCUUGAUGGGUCUCAGUGUAUUGAUCUUUCUGAAUGUUCCUGUGUUCAUGCUGGCAAGCGAUAUCCAACCGGGGCCGAAAUCACUCGGGAUUGUAAUACUUGGUGA
Molecule: messenger RNA, 936 nt
Organism: Staurois parvus
Lineage: Eukaryota; Metazoa; Chordata; Amphibia; Anura; Ranidae
Source: the annotation of a GenBank genome assembly